Messenger RNA from Lepidothrix coronata (blue-crowned manakin), 2854 nucleotides. RefSeq names its product actin filament-associated protein 1-like. The record is from RefSeq and is a predicted model, not a curated record. Gene Ontology annotation, cellular component: cytosol. Gene Ontology annotation, biological process: inflammatory response; positive regulation of interleukin-8 production; regulation of interleukin-6 production. The transcript is spliced from 16 exons. NCBI's taxonomy places the organism in Eukaryota, Metazoa, Chordata, Aves, Passeriformes, Pipridae. Gene Ontology annotation, molecular function: SH2 domain binding; SH3 domain binding. Bases 63 to 2117 code for a protein of 684 amino acids.
CGGUCCCGGUCCCGAUCCCGAUCCCGAUCCCGAUCCCGCCGCGAUGUGAGCGCUCCCGCACCAUGUCCCGGCAGAGAGACCUGGACAAGCUGCUGUCGGACCUGCGGUCCUUCCUGCUCAUCCUGGACCGGGAGAGCCUCAGCGCCGCGGCUCGGGCCAAGAAAAAGUCGGUGUCCGACCUCCUGUCCCGGCUGCAGAGCCCCCCGUCAGAGGAUGCAGAGUACAUGAUCAUGCGCUGCCUCUCGCCCUCCCCGGGGACCCCGCAGGGCUGGACCGGCCCGGGAUCCAGGACGGCGGAUGCAGCGGGAGGGAGAGGCUGCGAGUGCCGCCCGGCCAGCGCCCCCAGCCUGCACGGAGGGAACAAGGUGCUGGGGGGUGUCUCACCGUCCCCACCGGCCGACGACUCGUACGAAGACGCGGAACCCCAGAGCGGAUGCUCCGGUGAGGACCCCCCCGCGCCCCCCGCCCAGCCCCGGCGUGCGCCCACCCCCCUGACCCCGCCCCGGCCCGCAGGCGGGGCCGACACCGACAGCAGCCACUACGAGUCGUACGAGGAGGAGGAGGAGGGUGUGACGGACCGUGCCCACUACCUGAGGUGGCCGCUGGGCACCAGCCCCGAGGCCGAGCCCCCCGGGCGCCCCGAGGCCCAGCUCUGCGGCUUCCUCUGGAGGAAACGCUGGCUGGGACAGUGGGCGAAGCAGCUCUUCAUCGUCCGGGAGCACGUGCUGCUGUGCUUCAGGUGUGCCGCCGACCUGCAGCCGGUGCUGGAGCUGGACCUGCGGGGCUGCCGCGUCACCUACAAGGACAAGCGAGGCAAGAAGAUGCCACACGCCCUGAAGGUGACAGGCACAGCAGGAGAGGUGCUGGUCAUCGGCUUCCAGAGCCGGCAGCAGGCUGAGGACUGGAGGAAGGUGAUCGAGGAGGUCAGCAGUGAUGCCCCUGGGGGGCUGGCAGCCCUCAGCGCCCCGGCGUCCCCUUCCUCGAGGCUCAGCAGGCCUGCCGGCCCCCAGCUCGGCAGGGAGGAAGAGGAGGAGGAACAGGAUCGCUCCCAGCAGAGCUCCACCCGCAGCCCACAGCCCGGCGAGGACACCAAAGGAGGGUUCCUGGCGGUGCGGCUGCGGGGCCGCUGGCAGCGGCUGUGGUGUGCCGUGCGCCAGGGAGCCCUGCGCAUGUUCCCGGAGCCCGGCCCUGCCCAGCGCCCCGUCUGCGCCCUGCGCCUGGACGGCUGCGAGGUCUCCCCCGGGGCGGCCGCCGGAUCCCCCCAGAACCUGCGCAUCCGCAUCGCCCAGCGGGGCCGGGAGCUCGCCCUGCUGCAGGCCCGGUCGGAUGAGGAGAGGGAAGCCUGGCUGAAGACCCUGCGGGCCAGGGGAGGAGGGGAGCCGGCGGGUGACGGACCCCACAGCAAGCCCCCCCCGCCUGGCGAUGCCAGCAGCCGCCCUGCUGCCGGCGGGCUGAUGCUGCGCCGUGUGUCCACCCCCAACACCUACAUGGAUGACCCCUUUGGGCAGCCCCCGCCAGCCGAGGCCCCCAAGCACCUCUACUCCAACGCAGAGCGGCUGCAGCAGCUGCAGAGUUUGGACCGGGCAGUGCAAGGGCAGCGCAGGAGACCCGUGUCUGCACUGCCCACCUGUGCCAGCAGCAAUGCCCUGGGCAGUGCCCGGCCCUCAGCACCCCCACCAGCUCCCCGGGGCAGAGCUCCCAGCCCACAGCAGGCAAAGGAGAACCCCAACCUCCGGAGCAGGGAUCUUUCCCGAUCCCAGCGCACCCUGACACUGCCCGAGAGGAAAGGGACUCGGGAUGGGCUGGACAUCCUCAUUGGGAAGAGAGCCUUUCCCAAGCUGGAGGAGAAGGUGGGACAGCUGGAGAGGGCCUGCCGUGUGAAGGGCAGGCUGAAAGCCGGCUCCGAGAUGAACCUCCUGGCCAUCGGGAAGUCACUGAAGGGCCACAUCGCUGCCACCGCCAGCUCGGCCGGCUCCGAGGGAUCAUUCCUCAGGCCGCUGCUGAAACGCACCACGUCGGCGAGGAGCGCCCUGAAACCACCCCCGUCGCCCGUCAUCGUGGAGAAGGGGAACGUGAGGCAGAAGAGGAAGGAGUGGGAGAUGAAGUCUGCGAUGUGACCCCGCCCGCCUGCAGACGGACCUGCCGGAGCGGGAGUCUCCCGGCUGCGCGUGGAUCGUGCAGGACCGGCCUGGAUUCAGCCUGGAAUCUGAUUUUUAUCCGUCCAGUAUCAACGCUACCACUACGCACAUCUAUUUUUUAUAUAUAGAUAUAUAGAUAUAUACAUAUCAAGCUCUCCCUGGGUGGGUCUCCAGCCUCUCCCCGCUGUGUUCCCUCCCGUCCCAGAACCUCGUUUUCGGGGUACAGAAUUCCCAGGUACAACUUCCUGAGCUGCUGGCUCUGCCCCCAGUGUGGGUCCGGUACAAACUGUGCAUUGGCAGUGCCCCAGCCCCCCCAGGACCCCCAUUUGGAGGGGUGGGUACAGAUCCACCCCGGAUCCAGCAGCUGGCGGGGCACACACACAGUUCAGGGGCAUCCAGUUCUCCAUUCCCUGGAGCUGGCAGGACCCAGGCUGGGCCCUGGGUGGUUUUCCAACAGCUGUGCUCCUCAGGGCUUGGUUUUCGUUGGAGAAAUGUGGUUUUUUGUUUUUUGUUGGUUUUUUUUUUUUAAGGACUAAAAAAAAAAAAUAUGUCAUAAAACGUGUGUUGUGCUGUGUGAAAGGGAGAGCUGGGGAAGGGGGAUGUCCUUGUCCUUGUCCUUAUCCUGGUGCGUUAUGAGGGGUAUCCCCACCCCAGUGCAGGGAGGGCUGUCCUUGUCCAUCCCUAUCCCAGUGCAAGGUGUGUGUGAGGUCCAUCCC